GUUGGCGAGUAAUGGAGCGCCUCCCUAUGUGUGUGUAGCUCGGAGCGACUUGGUCCUCCAGGUCGCAUCAACACCCGGGAUGUCGAGCGUAGAAACCGCGGCGGAGCACGAGCGGAUCCUACGGGAGAUCGAAAGCACCGACACCAACUGUAUCGGGCCUACCCUCCGGUCAGUGUACGAUGGAGAGGAGCAUGGUGUGUUCAUGGGGAAGCUGGACGGGAGGAUCCGGAGCCAUGACCGGGACAUUGAGAGGAUGUGUAACCACCACUUUCAGGGCUUUGUGGACUCCAUCACUGAGCUGCUCAAAGUCCGCGGAGAGGCACACAAACUCAAGAGUCAGGUGACGGAGACAGACCGACGCCUCCAGCAAGAUGGGAAAGGGCUGAUGGCUUCUAUGGAGGAACUAAGACAAUGUCGUAUACAGCAGAAAAACAUUGCUAGCACCAUUGACAAGCUACAAAUGUGUCUACCUGUUCUGGAGAUGUACAGCAAACUACAGGAGCAGAUGGAGGCCAAAAGGUACUACCCAGCCCUGAGGACCCUGGGCCAGCUGGAGCAGACCUGUCUGCCCAGAGCCGGACAGUACCGGUUCUGUGGUCUGAUGGCCGACAGCACCCCUCUACUCCGCUCACAAAUCAGAGACACGGCCAUGACCCACCUCCGAGACUUCCUCGAGAGUAUCCGCAAGCACUCUGACAGGCUGGGGGAGACCGCCAUAAAACAGGCCCAGGUGCAGCGAUCAUUGGACAGCUCCCCCUCCGUACAUCCCAGGGCCCUGAUUGGCCGACGCAUCAGGAAGGAGUUGUCGUUAGGGGCGGGGACCGAGAGUAACGGACAGGGGGGCAGUCCACUGUCGGAGCAGGACUCUGGGAUCCUGGACGUAGAAGAUGAUGAGGAGGAGGAGGAAGAGGAGAUACCAGGUGCUCAGGACUUGGUGGACUUCUCUCCGGUGUAUCGCUGUCUUCACAUCUACACGGUCCUGGGUUUGCGUGACGUCUUUGAGAACUACUACAGGAAGCAGAGGAGGAAACAGGCCCGGCUCGCCCUCCAACCACAGUCUAACAUGCAUGAAACACUGGAGGGAUACCGCUGCUACUUCAAUCAAAUAGUGGGGUUCUUUGUGGUGGAGGACCACAUCCUCCACACCACUCAGGGACUGGUCAACACGGCCUAUGUGGACGAGCUGUGGGAGCUGGCCCUGUCCAAGACCAUCGCAGCCCUCAGAACACACUCUUCCUACUGUGACGACCCCGACCUGGUACUGGACCUGAAGAACCUCAUCGUCCUGUUUGCUGAUACACUGCAGGGCUAUGGGUUCCCAGUGUCCCAGCUGUUUGAGCUGAUGUUGGAGAUGAGAGAUCAGUAUGGAGAGAUCCUACUGAAGAAGUGGACACAAACCUUCAGGCAGAUCCUGGACCAGGACAACUACAGUCCAAUCCCCGUAGCAACGGAGCAGGAGUAUAAAAACUACACUUCCCAGUUUCCCUUGCAGGACCCGGAGCUGGACAAGGCUGCGUUCCCCAAGAAGCUGCCGUUCUCCGAGCUGGUUCCCAGGGUCUACUGCCAGAUCAAAGAGUUCAUCUACGCCUGUCUCAAGUACUCUGAGGACCUGCACCUCAGUUCUACAGAGGUAGAUGACAUGAUACGCAAGUCCACCAACCUGUUGCUGACGCGGACACUCAGCCACUGUCUUCAGAACGCCAUCAAGAAGAGGAAUGUUGGCCUGCCAGAGCUGGUCCAGGUGAUCAUCAACUCCAGCCACCUGGAGCAGGCCUGUACCUUCCUGGAGGAGUUCAUCUCCAACCUGACCAACGUGCCCCCGGACACGGCCAACUCCACCCAGCUGUACGGCACCUCCACCUUCAAGGACACCCGGCAUGCGGCGGAGGCGGAGAUCUACACCAACCUCAACGCCAAGAUAGACCAGUUCUUGCAGCUGGCAGAUUACGAUUGGACCACCGCCGCGCAGGGGGGCGGAGCCAUGACGCCCAGCGACUACCUGACUGACCUCAUCACCUUCCUGCAGAGCACCUUCACGGUCCUCACAAACCUGCCGGGGAUGCCCGUCGAACACGCCACGCUGCCGGGAACCAGACCUCAGCAUGUGACAGGGGUGAGGCACGUCCGUCACUAAGUACUCGGAUGUCUCCGUGUGGCCAUUAAGUCACUCACCUAUUGCAUGCUGGGUAAUGCCAGUCCCUGUCAGGUAACCCAACACUGCAUAUCUGCAACAGGGUUGAGAGUGUGUAACUAAAACGCAUUCUGGGGUGCCUUGCUCCCUUGUGAUGUGGUUGAUGUGAAACCGGACGCUGUUAUGGUUGCCAGUGGUUUAAGCAAAGGGACACACAUUUGCCAGCCCUAGUCAUAUAUAUGGUCUGGUUGGUUUAACCCAUUUUUUAUCUGCCACAACUAAACCAAUAACCACUCUCAUUGUAUACUUGAAUCAUGGCAGCAGAGCAUAGUAGUCUUGGGUCCAUCUCCUGUACCUACUGCUGUAUUAACAUAGUCUGUACUUGUGUGUUUCAGUAGUCUAGAAGUCUCUGAGGCAGUGUGUGUGUGUUGUGUGUUUCUCUGUUUAUUUCUGCACAAGCCAGUUCUCUGUGUCAGGCUGUUCCUUACAUGUCCUUACCGGUAUUGCUUCUUAACACGGAUAAGCAGGCAGGAAUGUCUCCAGGUCACGUACACGCCCAAACGCGCACACACAUGCACACACACACACACACACACACAC
This is a messenger RNA of Gadus chalcogrammus (walleye pollock), 2731 nucleotides long. It is a transcript of the gene exoc6b, whose product is annotated as exocyst complex component 6B. Gene Ontology annotation, cellular component: membrane; exocyst. Lineage: Eukaryota; Metazoa; Chordata; Actinopteri; Gadiformes; Gadidae. The transcript is spliced from 20 exons. Bases 80 to 2134 code for a protein of 684 amino acids. Gene Ontology annotation, biological process: Golgi to plasma membrane transport; exocytosis; intracellular protein transport. The record is from RefSeq and is a predicted model, not a curated record.